GACGAAGACAUAAAGUUGGCAGCACUACUUAUUACCUCUUGUGGCUUCACUAGCGGCAUUCAUUAAAAUAAAGUUGUCCGUAAAGGUCCAAAAGAGAUUCUUUAAGCGUGUGAAAAAUUGAAAUAUUUUUAAGUGUCGUUUCCUAAAAAAAGAUAAAACGAAAAUGGUUUACGCAGUAAAAAAUAAGGCCGAUUUUGAUCAACAACUCGAGAAUGCUGGCAAUAAAUUGGUCAUUGUCGACUUUUUUGCCCAUUGGUGUGGUCCAUGCAAAAUGAUUGCACCUGUAUUAGAAGAAUUAUCUAAGGAAUAUGCUGACAAAGCUGUCGUCAUCAAGGUUGAUGUUGACGAAUGCGAAGAUGUGGCUAUGGAAUUUAACAUCUCUAGCAUGCCAACUUUUGUUUUUAUUAAAAACAAACAAAAAUUGGAAGAAUUUGCUGGAGCAAAUGCCGAGAAAUUGGCAACGACUAUCGCAAGAUUGGUCUAAAAUUUCGUACAAAUAUUCUAAACGAACAAAUAUAUUCUUAGCUAAUAGCAAAAAUGCCAUUGCAUCGCAGAUUGAGCCACGAUGCUCUGGAAGCUUUUGCGGAUAAGGUUUUACUCGUCAGUUUGCAAUAGAUUGUUUUUUAAAUGCUAAGAUAAUUAAUUGUACACAUGUUCUUUGCAAAGAAUUUAAAUUAAAUUGUAUUUCUUAUUAAAACUUUUAUAAUUUAAGAUGAAAUUUUAUCUUACGUUUAUAGAUUAAUUCAAACAUAUAAUGCAACAACUUU
This is a messenger RNA of Glossina fuscipes, 767 nucleotides long. RefSeq names its product thioredoxin-2 (gene Trx2). The transcript has 3 exons. The coding region runs from base 164 to 484 and encodes 106 amino acids. NCBI's taxonomy places the organism in Eukaryota, Metazoa, Arthropoda, Insecta, Diptera, Glossinidae. Gene Ontology annotation, molecular function: protein-disulfide reductase activity. The record is from RefSeq and is a predicted model, not a curated record.